UUAAAUCACCAUUUCCAAGCCAAAUCGGCUUUGGUGAUUGACGACUCUUGACCCUAGGCCUAUAAUUCCUUGAGCCCAACACACGUCUCACCACCAAAAAUCCUCCUAUCGCCCUCCACCUUUCGCUCUUUCACCCCGCACACGCCAGGCGUUUCUCCAAAAACAACAUCAAGCAGCCUUGUCAAUCCAAACCUAUCUAGACCUUGUUCAGAUCCGAAUCGCUGAAUUUCGUACUACCCCGACCACGACUUACUACGACUACGUGCGCGUAAACUACGGCCUCGGUCCACCACAAAUCUAUAUCACUCAACUUUAAACAACCCGUCAUAUACACAGAUGCUAUGGCAAUACGAUACUCAGUAGACGCGUUAGUUUUCCUGCGCGAGUCACCACUAUGUAUCAAGCCAGGCACCCUGCCUCCAGCGGAAGAAUGGAUGGGACCACCUCCCGAAACCUUUCGCAAUAGCCAAGGCAACAACAACAACAAACCUGGAGGAGAACGAGGUAAAAACAAUGACAGCUUUCUGUUAGACCAAUCUAACCGACGACUAGGUGUCGAUCGACAUGCUUCGCGAAAUGCUAGUACUGCCGAGGAUAUUAUCCUUGGGCCACCACGAACGACAUUCUCAUCGGCAACACUCUCAAGAGCCAACAAACCUUUCGAGAGUGAGAAGAACCCCAAAGACACUGAUGCGCGAGAUCGGUUUGCUUUCCGUUCCAGGAACGGCGACGCUGAUAACUCUGAUCGUUUCCGUGAUCGUGAUCGUGAGAGAGAUCGCGAUGGUAGGAACAAUUUCCGCCGACGCGGCGAUGCUGACCAAGACAGCGAGGGCUGGAGCACUGUGAAACCCCGUAAGAGUUUUGGGCAUGAAGGUGCUGAACGAUUCCAUGGCCGCAUGGGUGAUCGCCCCGACCGCUUUGGAGGAGAUCGUCGAUCACGCGAUCAGGAUGACCGCGAAACUACCGACCGGCCCCGUCGGGCUUUUGGCGAGUUUAGUAAAGAAAAGGAGGGAGAUGAAUUGGAGAAGCCUCGCAGAAAUGGCGUGAAUAGAAACAGAGCGGAGCAGCCUUGGUCAAGAGACAAUACCAACGCCAAUACCAACACCAACAACGGUGAGGCUUCUGUGCCUCGAGGUUUUGAUCGAUCCAAAAGUUGGAGGGACAGGAAUGACGAUCACCAAGGCGACCUACACCAAGAUAAGCCGAGGGAGAGAACAUUUGAGCGAAGAUGGGAUCGAGAUCGGGAUCAUCGUCAAGAACGUGAACCGGAAUGGCUCGAUGAACCCGUCGAAGAGCAGGCUCAGGCUCAUACUCAAGAAGACUUCAAGAAGUUCAUGGAGAGUAUGAAAGCAGGAAAGAAUCCUGCAAAGACUGAGCCUGCCCCUACUCCAGCCGCCGAAGCACCUGUACCACUGGAGAAGGUUGAGAACGAGAAGACGAAAGUCAAAUCAACUCCGGCUAUUGAGAUAGGACCGGAUAAGUUCUUUGCUGCAUUUGGUCAGAGCACAAGCAUCGAAACACCUGGAAAUAUUACCGAGGCAGCUAAGGAGAAUGCCGUUCCUGCCGUUAAACCUAAGUCAGGAUCUAGAUUCCAGAAAUUGUUCUCGACGCAGGAAGAGUCAAGACGCCAGGUUGAACUCCCAGCUCCUGCUGCUAGUGCACCCCCACCAAGCGAGAUAAACCCUCUCUUGGCUAUGGCCGGGGCACAUCCACAGAAUGACGUAGCCGAGAAGGUUGCUUUCCAAGCACUACUUCAGAAGCUCCAGAAGCAGACGCUUCAACCUACCCCUCCGCCGUCCGGCGGGUUUGCAGAGCCUCCUCCAAGUCAUACAAUUACUUCGCCCGGCCCCUAUCAACCUUAUAUACAAGAGCGUCGUGAGGAGCCGCUCAUUCGUGGCCCUCCACAGGGUCAGGAAAUUCCUACACCUAGACAGCACCUAAAUCCGCAAUAUGCCGGGAUGCGCUCGGAGCAGCAGGUGCUGCAAGAACUCAUUGGACAACGCCAUCUUAGUCAGAGUCAGAAUGCGGGGCGUUCUGAUCAGCCAUCAAGGAAUAGCAACAGUAAUGCCGAAUUCCUUAUGACUCUCAUGCAAAGUGCCCGCGCAGCUCCCGAGGGCCGGGGACCCGAGCAGCUUGCUAUGAGAAUGCCGCAGCCUUCUAGACCUGCGCAAAUUCUUCCAACACCAGAUCGAGAACUCGAUUAUCAGCACGAGCGUACCAUCUCGCAGCACCAGGUCGGUCGCCCCACCAACCUACCCAGCUUUUUUGAUGAGGCGCAGUUGCAUCACCGCGAGCCAGAUAGCCGUCCGCAACAGCCCACUCAGAUCCUUCAACGCCAGGCUCCUCCUGGUUUGGAUCAAAUGCACCCAACCGCUUGGAUGCAAAACAGCGGACAGCAAAUGCCACCCCCGGGGCGACCUAUGAUUCCUCCUCCGGGCUUGGCAGGGAACCCGCGCAACGGUCCCGUCCCGGGUGGCUUCCCCCCGGGAAACUUUCCUAUUGGUGGAUUUCCUCCGGAUGGAAUAGCCGGUCCGCCGCGCAACAUGGCUCCGCCUCCCGGCUUCUUUGGUGGCCCACCGCCGCCAGGAUUCAUGCCUCCAGGUAUCCCUGGUUUCCAGGGUCCGGAGAAUGUAGCAUUUGGAUUCGACCACCGCGGUAUGCCUCCUCCGCCAGGUGCUUUCCGUCGGAACUAGAACUUCUGGGGAUAGUUACGUCACGCAACGUUGAUUAAUAAACAUUACCCUGUACCAACCCCGCUUAUACGUGAAGUCGACUUGAAAGGUCUCGAU
Messenger RNA from Annulohypoxylon maeteangense, 2789 nucleotides. RefSeq lists its product as uncharacterized. Lineage: Eukaryota; Fungi; Ascomycota; Sordariomycetes; Xylariales; Hypoxylaceae. The record is from RefSeq and is a predicted model, not a curated record. Bases 342 to 2693 code for a protein of 783 amino acids. The transcript has 3 exons.